CAUCCAUAUGACUCCAUCACCAGUUCCCUCUGCAAAUAUUAUUAUUAUUAUAUUAUAAUAAUAGUAAUAUGCUUUUAUUUCUUUAUUUUAUUCAAUGGAUCAAAAUCGAGAGUUGAUUGUUCCAAGACGCAGCAGCGAAAGCAUUUCUUCAUCUCUCUCCGUUUCAACUGCAAGUGGGUAAUGGAUUCAUAAACCUUGUUCACACUGCAUCCAUGGCUUCGGAGAAGAUAUGCUGGAUUCUUCUAUCUUGUGCUGUAAUUCUUCUUCUCCAUCAUGCUCCUUCCGUCAUGGCUGGGGACAUAGUUCAUGACGAUGAUUCAACUCCCAAGAAGCCAGGUUGCGAGAACCAGUUCGUUUUGGUAAAAGUGCAAACUUGGGUCAAUGGUGAAGAGGAUGCUGAAUUUGUUGGUGUGGGUGCCAGAUUUGGCAGAACCAUUGUGUCUAAAGAGAAAAAUGCUCGGCACACGCGCCUUGUUCUUUCAGAUCCACGGGAUUGUUGCGGUCCACCAAGGAAUAAGAUUGUGGGAGAUGUCAUCAUGGUGGAUCGAGGCAACUGUACAUUCACAAAAAAGGCUAAUACUGCACAGGAUGCUAAUGCUUCAGCUAUUCUCAUCAUAAAUAACCAAAAAGAACUUUACAAGAUGGUUUGUGAUCCUGAUGAAACUGAUUUAAACAUACACAUACCUGCUGUCAUGCUACCACUAGAUGCAGGUACAAGGCUGGAAAAAAUGUUGACGACUACUUCAUCUGUGUCUGUACAGCUAUACUCACCGCUUAGACCUGCUGUUGACAUAGCAGAAGUAUUUCUUUGGCUGAUGGCAGUUCUUACCAUAUUGUGUGCAUCAUAUUGGUCAGCAUGGAGGGCCCGAGAAGCAGCUAUUGAACAGGAUAAGCUAUUAAAGGAUGCUUCAGAUGAAAUUCCAAACAUUACAGCUUCGGGUGUUAGUGGAGUUGUAAAUAUGAGUGCGAAAGCUGCAGUCCUUUUUGUUGUACUUGCUUCAUGUUUCCUGUUUAUGCUUUACAAACUGAUGUCAUCCUGGUUCAUUGAGGUUUUGGUUGUUCUCUUCUGUAUUGGUGGGAUUGAGGGCUUGCAAACUUGCUUGGUUGCUCUGUUGUCUAGAUGGUUCAAGAAUGCUGGAGAGUCAUACAUUAAACUACCUUGCUUAGGAGCUAUCUCAUACCUGACUUUGGCUGUUUCUCCAUUCUGCAUUACAUUUGCUGUUCUCUGGGCAGUUUAUCGCAGUGAAUCCUAUGCCUGGAUUGGUCAAGAUAUACUUGGUAUUGCACUGAUAAUCACAGUUCUACAGAUUGUACAUGUACCUAAUCUUAAGGUUGGUACAGUUCUCCUCAGCUGUGCAUUCAUUUACGACCUCUUUUGGGUGUUUGUCUCAACUAAGUUCUUCAAUGAAAGCGUCAUGAUUGUGGUAGCCCGAGGUGAUCGAAGUGGAGAAGAUGGAAUUCCUAUGUUACUGAAGUUCCCACGCAUUUUUGAUCCAUGGGGUGGUUACAGCAUUAUAGGCUUUGGAGACAUCCUUUUACCCGGAAUGCUGGUGGCAUUCUCACUCAGGUACGAUUGGCUGGCAAAUAAGAACCUUGUCAGAGGAUACUUCUUGUGGGCAAUGUUUGCUUACGGCUUUGGUCUUCUAAUUACGUACGUGGCACUAAACUUAAUGGAUGGGCACGGCCAACCGGCACUACUAUACAUCGUUCCAUUUACACUUGGGACCUUGAUGACAUUGGGACGGAAGAGAGGAGAUUUGAGGGAAUUGUGGACAAGAGGAGAACCUGAAAGACCCUGCCCACAUAUCAGACUCCAACAUAGUGGAGAAUUAAGCCCUCAAUGAUAUUUAUUGUAAUUGUAAUUGUAAUUUGCACCUGUUGUUAUAUAUUUGGUGUAUGUAAUGCAUGCCUUAUAUUCGGGAAUUGGGACCAAAACCAACCUCACUGAGGCUUAGCAUCAUAAUUUUAUGUAACCUAUCCCCCUUUAAACAAAGCAGGGGGCUCACAUCUAUAGAAAUAGUCUAAAUUUAAUGUAGUUAGUUCAGAAAGUUCUUACAUCAUAUAAAUCUCUAAUUAUUCACUGUCAUACUCUCCAUGAUUGUAAAAUCUGCUUU
Messenger RNA from Abrus precatorius (Indian licorice), 2114 nucleotides. RefSeq names its product signal peptide peptidase-like 2. Gene Ontology annotation, cellular component: cytoplasmic side of endoplasmic reticulum membrane; lumenal side of endoplasmic reticulum membrane; lysosomal membrane. NCBI's taxonomy places the organism in Eukaryota, Viridiplantae, Streptophyta, Magnoliopsida, Fabales, Fabaceae. The record is from RefSeq and is a predicted model, not a curated record. Gene Ontology annotation, molecular function: aspartic endopeptidase activity, intramembrane cleaving. Gene Ontology annotation, biological process: membrane protein proteolysis. The transcript is spliced from 14 exons. The coding region runs from base 213 to 1844 and encodes 543 amino acids.